UAGCUGCAGUUUUAUAAAGCACCCUGGCCGAGCGGCUGUGAGUCACGCCGUGUCUUUAUCGAACGGAAUGGGUCACUUGGCGACAGAAAGAACAGCUUUUACUCGAGGAGACUGUCGACUCUGGUUGGAGGUUCUUUUCCGCAGCCGGUAAUUCAAUCCUCAUACUGCAGACCUUUAAAUAUCUCCUUUGAAAACCUGCUAGCAGCCACGUGGUGUAAGGUGAGACAUUCGCAGCCCAGUACACUGACCAGUUUGACAUGAUCAGUGGACUGAGAGCAUGACUAGUCUGCAGUGCAGUCUGGCCACUUCAGACCUCUGAUUUAAUUUUUGCUGUAGUCAACUUUAAAGGACUGUUCACAAGUGACAAGAGGGGAUUUCUGUGGCGAAUCCCCAAGCCAAUAGAUUUUCUUUCCCUUCUGUUUUGAACCAGUAUGCGUUCUUCUUUUUUUUGCCGGCUUACUGUGAGCACCUUGCAGUGAAUGGAGAACAUACUGGUUCUGCUCCCGAAGCACCGACAGGAACACGGGCUCUGCAGACGCACGGCUGCAUGUGCCUUGCUGCAGGUUUCUUCCUACAGAGCAGUUUUCUCCUGGUCUUUAAUACCGACCCCCACUCCCUCCCACAGUCGUCCAAAGGCUUCCGCAUGGUACUUUGGUCGAAAGAACAAGACAAACUCCCCGACAUCGACAUGUCCUCCGGGGACAUUGAGGUGAAAAAGGAGGGAGGCCCCCUUACCCCAGCCUUCCUCAACUCCAACUGCUCCGUCCACCCAGUGAUCCUCACCAAGGGUUCUGAGGAGGUGAGCCCAGGGACCGGGGGCGAGUUUGAGCUCACAGAGGUCACAUCCUUUACAGAGAGGGCCAGUGAGACCAGGGAGGAUGAGGAGAGGUCAGAGAUUGUGGUGGCAAUGGACUGCCGGGCCAAUGCCAAAGGUCAACGGGAGGAAGACGCUCUCCUGGAGAAUGCAAGCCAGAGCAACGAGAGUGAUGACACCAGCACCGACCAGAGCCCAGAACCACCGCCGCCCCUCAAGGAGACCUCCUUCUCCAUCGGCCUGCAGGUGGUCUUCCCCUUUCUGCUGGCAGGGUUCGGGACAGUGGCAGCUGGAAUGGUGCUAGACAUUGUCCAGCACUGGACGGUGUUUACGGAGGUGUCAGAGGUGUUCAUCCUGGUUCCAGCACUGCUGGGGCUCAAAGGCAAUCUGGAGAUGACCCUGGCCUCUAGGCUGUCCACAGCGGCUAAUAUUGGUCAGAUGGACACAGCCAAGGACAUGUGGAAGAUGGUCAUGGGAAACUUGGCCCUGAUCCAGGUUCAGGCCACCGUGGUGGGGUUCCUGGCCUCCAUAGCUGCUGUGAUUUUCGGCUGGAUCCCAGAGGGACACUUCAGGCUGGGCCAUGCGGUGCUGCUGUGUGCCUCCAGUGUGGCUACUGCCUUCAUCGCCUCCCUGCUGCUAGGUGUUGUUUUUGCCAGCGUCAGCGGUCCUGAUGAAAAACAAAAGCAUCCCAUUCCUUCUCUUGACCUCUGGCUACACCCUCAGAGACAACAUGUUCUACUCUGAGUCUCUGCUGACAGUUAACAGUCAAUAAGCGCCCACAGCCACGAUGAUAGAUGGUUACAGUGGUAGCCAAAGUACUCAGCUAAAGUACUAAUACCACACUGUAAAACUACUCUGUACAAGUAAAAGUAUUAAAGCAGUAAAAUGUCCCUGUG
Messenger RNA from Micropterus dolomieu (smallmouth bass), 1710 nucleotides. RefSeq names its product solute carrier family 41 member 1-like. Bases 548 to 1558 code for a protein of 336 amino acids. The record is from RefSeq and is a predicted model, not a curated record. Gene Ontology annotation, molecular function: monoatomic cation transmembrane transporter activity. Gene Ontology annotation, biological process: monoatomic cation transport. Gene Ontology annotation, cellular component: plasma membrane. The transcript has 7 exons. NCBI's taxonomy places the organism in Eukaryota, Metazoa, Chordata, Actinopteri, Centrarchiformes, Centrarchidae.